AUGGCAAGAACCAAGCAAACCGCCCGUAAGUCCACCGGAGGAAAAGCUCCAAGGAAGCAGCUUGCAACAAAGGCUGCUCGCAAAAGUGCUCCUGCCACCGGCGGGGUCAAGAAACCUCACCGUUACAGGCCCGGCACAGUGGCUCUUCGUGAGAUCCGCCGCUACCAGAAGUCUACCGAGCUUCUCAUCCGCAAGUUGCCCUUCCAACGUCUUGUUAGGGAGAUCGCCCAGGACUUCAAAACCGACCUUCGCUUCCAGAGCUCCGCCGUUAUGGCUCUGCAGGAAUCCAGCGAGGCUUACCUCGUCGGCCUGUUUGAGGACACGAAUCUGUGUGCCAUCCACGCCAAGAGGGUGACCAUCAUGCCCAAAGACAUCCAACUGGCUCGCCGCAUCCGCGGGGAGAGGGCUUAG
Messenger RNA from Nerophis lumbriciformis (worm pipefish), 411 nucleotides. The record is from RefSeq and is a predicted model, not a curated record. Lineage: Eukaryota; Metazoa; Chordata; Actinopteri; Syngnathiformes; Syngnathidae.